AUUUCCAUAUCACAUCAUACCAAACCAGGCCACACCAGCCAGUACUCGAUCACUAGCCAGCUAGCUACUUCGAAUUUACCAGAGAAGAACCAACAAGAGUUUUCAUCAAUAUAUUCCUGUUUUUUCUUAAAAUGGACUCUUCAUUCCUCCAAAAACCUUAUUCGGAAUUCUCUUUCGAGUCCUGUUCUUCGUUCAGCUCACUGGAUUCUGAUCUCUCCUGGGAUAAUAUGUUCAGCUUUGAUCAGAGUUACAGUCAUGUACAACAGCCCGCUCAGCUACCGUUCAACCAGAACGACUCGGAAGAGAUGAUUCUUUAUGGAGUUCUUGCUCAGGCCGGAGCCGGAGACUCCUCCGACGCCACCAGUACUCCUCAUCAUACGAAAGAUCAUGAAGAGGUGAACUCCAACGCCGCCAUGGAAGAGGACGAGAGCAUGAAGGACGAGGUAGCUUAUAGAGGAGUGCGGCGGCGGCCGUGGGGGAAGUACGCGGCGGAGAUAAGGGAUUCUACACGAAACGGGGUGCGAGUUUGGUUGGGAACCUUUGAUACGGCGGAGGAGGCAGCCCUAGCUUACGACCAAGCUGCAUUUGCAAUGCGGGGGACUUUGGCCGUACUUAAUUUUCCGGCUGACAUUGUUUACCAGUCUCUUGUAGACAUGAACUACGGAUUCGAAGAGGGCUCAUCUCCGGUUUUGGCCUUGAAGAAAAGACACUCCAUGAAGAGGAAAUCAGCCAUAAAAAAAAAGAAGAAGAACGUUCAGAAGUGUGAUGACGAUGAUGUUGGGGAAUUGAGGUCGGAAAAUGUGGUGGUUUUUGAAGAUCUUGGUGCUGACUAUUUGGAAGAGCUUCUUGGUUUAUCUUCAUAAUAUCUCUGAACUGCUCCAUCCAGUUUUGGACCCUGUUUCUCUAAUUU
Molecule: messenger RNA, 910 nt
Organism: Fragaria vesca subsp. vesca
Lineage: Eukaryota; Viridiplantae; Streptophyta; Magnoliopsida; Rosales; Rosaceae
Product: ethylene-responsive transcription factor 1B-like
Exons: 1
Coding region: 132-863 (243 amino acids)
Biological process (GO): ethylene-activated signaling pathway; regulation of DNA-templated transcription
Molecular function (GO): DNA-binding transcription factor activity; DNA binding
Source: RefSeq, a predicted model, not a curated record